AUGUCGCAAACAUUGGAACUAGCUCAAACAGGCAAGCGAGACUUUCUGAAAAGCCUCGAAGUUCAGUACCAGGAGCGCUGGCAGAAGGAGAAACUUUUCGAGGUCAAGGCCCCGUCUCCGGGCGAGAUAGCUGGGCUUUCCAAGGCGGAGGUCCAGGAGAAAUUCCCCAAAUGGUUCGGCAACUUUCCGUAUCCUUACAUGAAUGGAUCUCUUCAUCUGGGACAUGCCUUUACAAUAUCCAAGAUCGAAUUCAACGCAGGGUAUCAGAGGAUGCUGGGGAAACGAGUCUUAUUCCCCCACGGGUUUCACGUUACGGGAAUGCCUAUCAAGGCGUCUGCAGAUAAAAUCAUUCGCGAGAUGGAACUCUUUGGCCCCGAUUUCGAAAAGUACGAGGAAGUUCACCAGGAUGCAGAAGACCAAAACGCCGCCUUAGCCACCGUAGAGACUAACGAGGCGCACAAGUCCAAAGCGAAGAAGGGCAAGCUACAGGCAAAGGCAACGGGUCACACCUACCAGUUCCAGAUCAUGGAAUCGAUUGGCGUUCCGAGGGUAGAAAUCAAGAAAUUCGCCGAUCCCCUGUAUUGGUUGACCUACUUCCCACCUAUCGCCGUGGCAGACAACAACUCGUUCGGGGCACGAAUUGACUGGCGACGUAGCUUCUUGACCACCCCAGCCAAUCCUUACUAUGACGCGUUCGUCCGGUGGCAAGUGAACAAGUUGCACAGGCUAGGCAAGAUCAAGUUCGGCGAACGUUACACCAUCUACAGUCCCAAAGAUGGCCAACCUUGCAUGGACCACGAUCGCUCGGACGGGGAAGGAGUUGGACCUCAGGAAUACACUGCGAUAAAGAUGCGCGUUCUGGAAUGGAGUGCAGCAGCCAAGUCCGAGAUCGAGUCACAGACCGGGGGGAGAGAUAUUUUCUUGGUUGCAGCUACUCUGCGACCAGAAACUAUGUACGGCCAGACGAACUGUUUUGUUGGUACGGCCAUCAAGUAUGGCGUCUUCGCCGUCAGCGACAAGGAGGCGUACUUGUGCACUUACCGUGCGGCGCGUAAUAUGACAUACCAGGGAGUGUUUUCCCCUCGCGGCCAGAUCCAACAAUUGGCCGAAAUAGAUGGUUCGAAACUGGUUGGCACGAAGAUCAAAGCGCCAUUUGCUAUCAAUCCAGAGGUCUACGUCUUGCCAAUGGAUAACGUUCUAGCCACCAAGGGCACCGGUGUGGUCACAUCUGUGCCAUCCGACUCUCCUGAUGAUUUCCAAACCCUCACCGAUCUACGCAAGAAACCCGAGUUCUACAAAAUUCAGCCCGCAUGGGCAGCGAUAGACCCCGUUCCUGUCAUCAAGACCCUAGCUUAUGGCGAGCUUACUGCACCUGCUAUUGUCAAACAGCUGAAAAUCCAAUCGCAGAAGGAUACUAAGCAGCUGGCGGAGGCCAAGGAGCUGGCUUACAAAGAAGGGUUCUAUAACGGCGUCAUGCUCGUCGGGGAAUUCAAAGGCGAGAGCGUCGUGGAUGCGAAGCCCAAAGUCAGGAAGAGUAUGAUCGAUGCAGGAGAUGCGUUUGCAUACGCUGAGCCUGAAGGGUUGGUCAUAAGUCGAAGUGCGGACGAGUGUGUUGUUGCUUUGAUGGAUCAGUGGUAUUUGAACUAUGGCGAGGAGCAUUGGAGAGCGCAAGUCGAGGGCUUGCUGAAGAAGAUGCAGCUGUAUUCACCAGAGACGAGGCACUCGUUUGAGAAAACUUUGGCGUGGCUCAAUCAAUGGGCCUGCGCGAGAACGUAUGGGUUGGGUUCAGUCCUUCCUUGGGAUCCCCAAUUUUUGGUCGAAUCGCUCAGUGAUUCUACCAUCUAUAUGUCAUAUUAUACUGUUGCUCAGCUCCUGCAUGGUGACAUAGACGGCAGUAAGCCUGGACCCUUGGGUAUCACAGCCGAUCAGAUGACGGACGAGGUUUGGGAAUACAUCUUCUGCAAUGGACCCUUCCCCGACCCAGCUCCGAUACCCAUCGAGAAAGCCAAUGCACUUAAACACGAAUAUGAGUACUUCUACCCCUUCGACAUCCGCUCCUCAGCCAAGGAUCUUGUACCCAACCACUUGACUUUCGCUUUGUACAAUCAUGUCGCUAUCUUCCCUGAAGACAAAUGGCCACUUAGUAUGCGCACGAACGGUCACCUCUUGCUGAAUGGAAAGAAGAUGAGCAAGAGCACAGGCAAUUCCUUGACGCUGAAGGAGGCUAUACAAAAGUUCGGUGCCGAUGCGACAAGGCUGAGCUUGGCUGACGCAGGCGAUGGAGUUGAAGAUGCAAACUUUGACGAAAAGACGGCCAAUGCCAAUAUUCUGAGAGUGCAUACUCUGAUUGGCUGGUGUGAUGAGAUGGUCAAGGAUAAAGACAACCUACGACAUGGCCCCAAGGAUUCGUAUCACGAUAAAGUCUUCGAGCACGAAAUCAACGACUUGAUCAACAUUACGCAAAGCCACUACGAAGCUACCAACUACAAAGAUGCGCUGAAGUAUGGCUUUUACGAGUUGCAAACCUCCCGUGAUUGGUACAGAGAAGUCACUCAGGACAUUGGUAUGCACGCCGAUUUGGUGAUGUACUGGAUCCGUAUCGCUUCUCUCCUCGCGGCACCCAUCGCUCCUCACUUCGCCGAACACAUCUAUUCUACCACCCUCAAGUCCCCAAAUUCCAUCCAACAAGCCCUUUGGCCCACACCAUCGGAGCCCAUCGACCCCUCCAUCAUUGAAAGUGGACAAUACAUGCGAGGAUUGAUCAAGACCAUCCGCGAUGCUGAAGUUGCCCUCGUUAAAAUGAUGAGUCGGACUAAGGGAAAAUCUAGCAGUCCACCUAUAUUUGAUCCGAAGAAGGCGAAGAGUGUCCGUAUCUACGUCGCCACGGCCUUCCCAGAGUGGCAAGAUGCUUGCGUAGCCAUUGUAAAGGAGGCGUACUCUGAGGAAGUCAACAAGGUGGACGACACUAAAGUGAAGAAGCUGCUGACUGAGAGGGGUUUCAUCAAGGAUAAGCGAGCUAUGCCUUUUAUCCAGGCUUUCAAGAAACGAAUGGCCCAAUUUGGUGCCCAGGCAGCAUUCCGACGGACACUACCCUUCUCGGAGAUUGCGGUGCUAAAGGAAAUCGCCCUAUACUUCAAAAAAUCGUUGAAUUUAGUAGAUGUCGAAGUCAUCUCGGUGGAAGAUGCUUUGAAGCAUACAGAUGAGGCAGGGUAUACGAAGAGUAUUAUUGACUCAUCGGAGCCAGGCAAUCCAGCGUUUGAAUACCGUAAUGUUUAG
Molecule: messenger RNA, 3276 nt
Organism: Pleurotus ostreatus (oyster mushroom)
Lineage: Eukaryota; Fungi; Basidiomycota; Agaricomycetes; Agaricales; Pleurotaceae
Gene: CDC60
Product: cytosolic leucyl tRNA synthetase
Exons: 12
Coding region: 1-3276 (1091 amino acids)
Biological process (GO): leucyl-tRNA aminoacylation
Molecular function (GO): ATP binding; aminoacyl-tRNA deacylase activity; leucine-tRNA ligase activity
Source: RefSeq, a predicted model, not a curated record